CUUUAACCUUCCCCAUAUUGUCAUCUUCCUGUUGAGCUUGCAUAUGAAUUUUAUCUCUUUUGCACUCGAAAAAUGCCCAAAAGUAGAGCUGUUACACAUGCUGAUCUUGCGCCGAGUCCUCCUGGCACAGAAUUGAGUAGCAAAACUGCUGUUUUUCUCAUAGUCUUGACCAUUCUCUCUGGCUUAUGUUGCUUUAUUCUUUGUCUCAUAGCCGAAGCCACUCGUUCCCAGAUGACAUGGGAGAAGACGGAGAGUGAAGGCAAAGAAAAUGAAUGUGUGUACAGUGGCAGCGGGAAGACGCCAUUGUUGUGCGCUGCAAUUGCAUUUGUUGGAUUAGCAGUGGCCAUGGUGGUGGAACAUAUGUUCAUGUUGAUCGCAGUUAGCAAAUCGCCGCCUCUGGCUUUGGUCUCUUGGGAUCCUGAUGUUUCUCCAGUCAAGAGUUUGACAUGGCAAGCAGGCUUUUUCUUUGUUACAACUUGGAUUUGUUUUGCGGUUGCGGAGAUUCUGUUGUUAAUUGGGCUAAGUAUAGAGUCAGGCCAUUUGAAGAACUGGUCCAGACCAAGACCAAGUUGUCUAAUAAUCAAAGAAGGCUUGUUUUCUGCGGCUGGAAUUUUUGCGUUAAUGACAGUCUUCCUUGCAGCCGGUCUAUACUUGACAGCAUUGCGCGCACAGAAAGUAUCCGAACAACACGAAAACGUGCGGCGAGAGGUUCUCGAGGUCUCUGCACUCUUUGUUUCUCCACCACGAUCACCCCCCCUUACCACCAUUGCAAGAGAGAAUCCAGUACGCAGAGACCCCCAACUUGAACACCGCCAGGAGCCCUCUUCGGCAUUUUCUUCAGCUUUUAACAAGCACUCAAAUAUAGUGUAAUGUGUAUAGCACCAAAGAAAUUCAUUGGGCUCCAUUUUUAUGCAAAUAAAAUAGAGAAAGAAACAAAAUGUACACAUUAAUCAAACUGUUCUGUGCAUAAAUUUAA
Pistacia vera is the source of this 976-nucleotide messenger RNA. RefSeq lists its product as uncharacterized. Lineage: Eukaryota; Viridiplantae; Streptophyta; Magnoliopsida; Sapindales; Anacardiaceae. The record is from RefSeq and is a predicted model, not a curated record. Bases 73 to 870 code for a protein of 265 amino acids. The transcript has 3 exons.